Molecule: messenger RNA, 399 nt
Organism: Diversispora eburnea
Lineage: Eukaryota; Fungi; Glomeromycota; Glomeromycetes; Diversisporales; Diversisporaceae
Source: the annotation of a GenBank genome assembly
AUGGAUCCGGCCUAUUGUGGAUUAAGUUCAUUAUCAAUAGUUCUUAACGCAUUACAGGUUAAAGGAGCUCCUGUAUGGAAAGGACCAUGGCGUUGGUGGUCUGAUGAACUUUUAAAUUGUUGUUCACCUAUUGAAGAAGUAAAGAAGAAUGGAACUACAUUUUCACAAUUUGCAUGUUUGGCAAAAUGUCAUUGUGAUGUAGUUGUUAAACGCGCUGACCAUGUGACGAAGGAAGAAUUUAUUGAAGAUUUAAAGAAAGUUUGUUCAAGUUCUGAUAUUUUUAUGGUCAUUUCGUUUUCAAGAAAAACUUUACAACAAACUGGUGAUGGACAUUAUUCACCAAUUGGGGCAUAUAAUUAUGAAAAAAAUAUGGCUCUUGUACUUGAUGUGGCAAGGUAA